Messenger RNA from Marasmius oreades (fairy-ring Marasmius), 660 nucleotides. RefSeq lists its product as uncharacterized. Lineage: Eukaryota; Fungi; Basidiomycota; Agaricomycetes; Agaricales; Marasmiaceae. The transcript is spliced from 4 exons. The record is from RefSeq and is a predicted model, not a curated record. Bases 1 to 660 code for a protein of 219 amino acids.
AUGUUUAUGCCUCGACCUGGACGAGAGCGGAUCCUACCUUUACCUUCCCUCACAAUAUGCUCUAACGCAGCUCGAAGAACCAUCCAUAUCUUGGACACAUUUCACAGGCAAAGAGAUACGGACUUUAUGCCUUUAGAUACGACUUCGAAUUUGCAGACUGCGCUGGUCCUCCUCGUUGGAAUAUUACGGUCGGAAGAAGGAUGUAUUUCUUCCUUGGAAUUGAGCAAGGAAAUGCAGGACGUAUAUCGAUGCAUCAAGCUACUCCAAAUAUACGAGAAGAAAUACCAAACGGCAGGCCGCAUUCUGGAUGUACUGAAUGUACUCGUAACUGUUUGUCUACCCAACUCUCCCUAUCGGAAACGCGCGAGAAGCCCAGGAGACUACGGGGAGCGAAGAAUUCCGGCUUUGCAUGCUCAAAUGGUGAGAGAAGACUUUAACUACACCCAUGAUGAUCCCCGAUCAACCCACAAACCGUACACGACGUCGGAGGUUUCUACCGUCCUGCCUGAGCCUUACAACGGUCAGAUUUUCAUCCGUUGUUCGUUCAAGAUGGAACUGGGAUGUCCAAUACCAUCUCUCUACAAGCCGGCAUAUCCGGGGACUAUCCUAGACCGCCAGUUGCCGAAGACGAUCAACUCCUUAUCGACAGUACUAGUGUAA